AGGACAAGUUGAUUUUUCCUUACUUGGACUUGGAUUGCAAGUAUUACGAUUUAGGCCUGCCUCAUCGUGAUGCCACCGAUGAUCAGGUUACCGUGGACUCGGCCUUGGCCACCCUCAAGUACAACGUGGCCAUUAAGUGCGCUACCAUCACGCCCGACGAGGAGCGGGUGGAGGAGUUCAAGCUCAAGAAGAUGUGGCUUUCGCCCAAUGGAACCAUUAGAAAUAUUCUAGGUGGUACCGUAUUCCGCGAGCCUAUUCUCUGUCAAAGCAUUCCUCGCCUGGUGCCCGGAUGGACUAAUCCGAUCUGCAUUGGUCGACACGCCCACGGUGAUCAGUACAAAGCCACCGAUCUUGUCAUUCCCGGCAACGGUUCGGUGAAAUUGGUGUAUACCCCCGAAGGAGGUAGUCCCCAAGAGCAUACGAUGUUCGAAUUCAAGGAUGGCGGUGGAGUGGUCAUGGGAAUGUACAACACGGACAAAUCCAUUGCCGAUUUCGCUCAUGCUUCAUUCAAUGUCGCCCUUCAAAAGAAGUGGCCAUUGUACAUGUCGACCAAAAACACCAUCCUCAAGCGCUACGACGGGCGGUUCAAAGACAUCUUCCAAGAAAUCUUUGAGAAGAACUACAAGAAAGAUUUCGAUGCCAACAAGAUCUGGUAUGAGCACCGUCUCAUUGACGACAUGGUUGCUCAAGCUAUGAAAUCUGAGGGCAAGUUCGUCUGGGCGUGCAAGAACUAUGACGGAGAUGUUCAAUCUGAUGUGGUGGCCCAAGGUUAUGGCUCCCUCGGUCUCAUGACGUCGGUCUUGGUGUGUCCCGAUGGUAAGACGGUGGAAUCUGAGGCCGCUCACGGCACUGUCACUCGCCAUUAUCGUCAACAUCAGAAGGGCGAAAAGACCUCGACCAACCCUAUUGCCAGCAUUUUCGCGUGGACCCGUGGAUUGUCUCAUCGGGCCCAACUUGACGGCAACAAAGAUCUCGAAAAGUUCUGCUUGGCCUUGGAAAGUGCUUGUGUGGACAGCGUAGAUAACGGUAAUAUGACUAAGGAUUUGGCGGGUUGCAUUCACGGGCUGAAGAACGUGAAAGAGGGCAUGUAUUUAAAUACAGAGGACUUUAUGAAUGCCGUGGAAGAAGAUAUGAAAAAGAAAUUCGCUUCCCUGUAAAAAGAAAAAAAACCUUCCAAAGUAAAUGUACUGUAACAGUGUCUCGGUGACUAGCUGACUGAUCCAACCUUCGAUAUCCUAAAAGAAGGCAAUCAAUGCAAUUAUAUCAAAUUUGGUGUACCUAAAUAUCACGUUUUUAAAUCGGAAAUACAAUCUAACAUUAUUACAAA
Messenger RNA from Tigriopus californicus, 1327 nucleotides. RefSeq names its product isocitrate dehydrogenase [NADP], mitochondrial-like. Gene Ontology annotation, molecular function: magnesium ion binding; isocitrate dehydrogenase (NADP+) activity; NAD binding. NCBI's taxonomy places the organism in Eukaryota, Metazoa, Arthropoda, Copepoda, Harpacticoida, Harpacticidae. Gene Ontology annotation, cellular component: mitochondrion. The record is from RefSeq and is a predicted model, not a curated record. Gene Ontology annotation, biological process: isocitrate metabolic process.